CUGCAGCAGGAGGAGGAGGAGGUCACAGGGAACCUGAACGAGACCUGUGCGACAGGCGGGAGCCAUCAGCGGUGCUGCGGCGCCGGCAAGGAAGCUCCUCGGGGCUGCGCUGAAGAGGGGUGCGAGAGGUGCUGCGCCUCAGCUUCCAGUCAGGACGAGCAGCAGGUCCCCAACGUCUUCUGCACUCGCGAGGCUGCCGUGGAAGCGCUGGAGCUGCUGGGUGCUACGUUUGUGGAUAAGAAACGCGACCUUUUGGGAGCCCACAAGUACUGGCGCCGGGCGAUGGAGCUGCGGUGCGAGGGUGGGCAGUACCUGCCUAAGCCCGAGCCCCGGCAGCUGGUGUUGGCCUACGACUAUUCCCGGGAGGUGAGUUCGCUGGAGGAACUGGAAGCCUUGAUUACCGACCCGGAUGAGAUGCGCAUGCAGGCGCUGCCCCGCGGCCGCUUCUGGGCGCCCUCCCCCCCGGACACUUCCUUUUACAUCCGCUACCGAGGAGCCGUCUACGCUGACUCCGGCAACUUUGAGCGCUGCAUUAACCUGUGGAAAUACGCUCUGGACAUGCAGCAAGGCAACCUGGAGCCUCUCAGCCCGAUGACCGCCAGCAGUUUCCUUUCCUUUGCCGAGCUUUUCUCUUACGUGCUUCAGGACCGCUCCAAAGGCACUUUGGCCACUCACCUGGGCUUCUCCGACCUCAUGGGGGUGCUGAGCAAAGGGGUGCGCGAGGUGGAGAGGGCUCUCGUGCACGGCAAGGACCCCGUGGUUGACUCGGCGCAGUUCACCAAGACGUUGGCCAUCAUCCUCCACCUGGUCUUCUUGCUGGAGAAGGUGGAGUGCACCCCGGAGCAGGAGCACCAGAAGCGCCAGACCGUCUACCGCCUGCUCAAGUGCAGCCCCCGCGCCAAGAACGGCUUCACCCCUUUGCACAUGGCCGUGGACAAAGACACCACCGCGGUGGGACGUUACCCCGUGGGCAAAUUCCCGUCGCUCCACGUCGUCAACUUGCUGCUGGAGCGGCACGUGGCCGCCCGCAACAACUGCCCGCUCAUCAUGAGCGCCCUCAUGGAGGCCGGAGCCCACAUGGACGCCACCAACGCCUUCAAGCAGACCGCUUACGAGCUGCUGGACGAGAAGCUGCUCACCAAGAGCAUGAUGCAGCCCUUCAACUACAUCACCCUCCAGUGCCUUGCUGCUCGCGCCCUGGACAAGCACAAGAUUCCCUACAAGGGUUUCAUCCCCGAGGAGCUGGAAGCUUUCAUUGAACUGCACUAGGGCGGGAGAGCUGCCCCCACCAGCCUUUCCCGUCGCCUCUUUCGCCCC
This is a messenger RNA of Apaloderma vittatum (bar-tailed trogon), 1317 nucleotides long. RefSeq names its product protein fem-1 homolog A-like. Gene Ontology annotation, cellular component: ubiquitin ligase complex. Gene Ontology annotation, biological process: ubiquitin-dependent protein catabolic process; negative regulation of inflammatory response. Lineage: Eukaryota; Metazoa; Chordata; Aves; Trogoniformes; Trogonidae. The record is from RefSeq and is a predicted model, not a curated record.